Molecule: messenger RNA, 3090 nt
Organism: Oryza brachyantha (malo sina)
Lineage: Eukaryota; Viridiplantae; Streptophyta; Magnoliopsida; Poales; Poaceae
Product: DNA repair protein RAD16
Exons: 15
Coding region: 96-2699 (867 amino acids)
Molecular function (GO): ATP binding; ATP-dependent chromatin remodeler activity
Source: RefSeq, a predicted model, not a curated record
UCCCCGAAAACCCCUUCCGUUUCCCAAAACACCCAACCGCCCACUUUGUUUUCCUCCCCUUCGCGCCGCCGCCGCCUCGGCCGCCUCGAGACGACAUGCCUCGCCGCAACGCCUCCUCCGGCUCCACCAGCCGCGGCCGGCGCCGCCCCCGCAACGAGGACGAGGAGGAGGAGGACGACGAGGUGGUGGGGGGUGUCCCCUCCGAUGACUCGGCCGACUCCGACUUCCUGGCCGGCACGGAGGAGGAAGAGGCGGCGGACUACGACGACGACGACUACGCGUCCGAUGGGGAUGGCGCGGUGCCAGCGGCCGCGGCAGCUGCUCCUGCGGUGGCCCCGCCGCCUCCGCCGCCGCGGUACCCGCGGCGGCUGAUCCGGCGGCGAGCGAGGAGGGGUAGGGGUAAGAAGAAGGUGGCCGGUGACGACGGGAAGCCCCCCCUGCCGUGGGAGGUGUGGGAGGAGGCCAACGAGAAGUGGCUCGACGAGUGGGAGGCUAUGGCGGACAAGCGGGAGCCCUCGGAGCCAGCCGUGGCGGCGAUGCCCGCGGCGGAGCCGGCCCCGGAGGUGCUGCUCCCGUUGCUGCGCUUCCAGAAGGAGUGGCUCGCCUGGGCGCUCGCGCAGGAGGCCUCCGUCUCGCGCGGCGGCAUCCUCGCCGACGAGAUGGGGAUGGGGAAGACCAUCCAGGGUAUCUCGCUUGUCCUCACCGCGCGCCGCCUCAGGCCCCCUACCCCGCCUCCGCCCCACCAACAUGCCUCCUCGUCAUCUCUGCGGCUGGGCCAGUCGAAGCGGUGGGUGGGAUGCACGCUAGUCGUCUGCCCCGUGGUGGCCGUCAUACAGUGGGCGCAGGAGAUUGACCGACACACGGCCAAAGACAGCGUGCGUGUGCUGCUGUACCAUGGAGGCCGGCGAGCGGCUCAGAAGCGUGAUUUCAACGAAUACGACUUCGUGAUCACCACCUACUCCACCAUCGAGGCAGACUACCGAAAGCACAUCAUGCCAGCCAAGGUCCGGUGCGAGUACUGUGAUAAAUUGUUUUACCCCGACAAGCUGAAGGUGCAUUUGAGGUAUUACUGUGGCCCUGAUGCUCAAAGAACCGAGAAUCAGGCCAAACAGGAGAGCAAGAAAUGGGAUAACGAAAAGGGGACAUGGAAGAGUAGCGCACAGAAGAAGAAAAAUGGUAGUGAUGGUGAAGAUUUUGUAGAAUGUGAUGGUGGGUCGGGGAGCCAAUCAAGGGGUCAGUCACCUCUGCACUCAGUGCGUUGGGAGCGUAUUAUUUUGGAUGAGGCACACUUCAUAAAAGACAGACGCUGCAAUACUGCCAGGGCUGUUUUUGCAUUAGAAUCAGAAUACAAGUGGGCUCUGAGUGGUACACCUUUGCAGAAUCGUGUUGGAGAACUCUACUCGCUGGUCCGUUUCUUGCAAAUCUUCCCCUACUCAAACUAUUUCUGCAAGGAAUGCAACUGUGAGAUACUAGAUACCCUAUUGAAGAAACAAUGUGAAUGCGGUCACUCAUCUGUCAGGCACUUUUGCUGGUGGAACAAGAAUAUAUCAACACCAAUACAAUUUGGAUCAGCAAGUGAUGAGGGCCGAAGAGCCAUGAUUCUUCUAAAGGAAAAGGUUCUGAAGGGCAUAGUGUUAAGGCGCACGAAAAAAGGAAGAGCUGCGGAUCUUGCCCUCCCGCCAAAGAUAGUGUCCUUGAGGCGGGACUCUUUUGAUAGAAAUGAAAUGGAAUUCUAUGAAGCUUUAUAUACUCAGAGUCGCACACAAUUUGAUUCAUAUGUUGUUGCUGGUACGCUGAUGAACAACUAUGCUCAUAUCUUUGACCUACUAACAAGGUUGAGACAGGCUGUUGAUCAUCCAUAUCUCGUGGCAUUUUCUAAGACAGCAGAUGGUGACAGAGGUAAAAGUGAAGGAAAUGAGAACAUGAAAAGCCAGUGUGGUAUAUGCCAUGAUUUGGCAGAAGAUGCUGUGGUUACCUCUUGUGAACAUGUAUUCUGCAAGAAUUGUUUGAUAGACUACGCUGCAACUUUGGGGAAUGUUUCAUGCCCAUCUUGUUCAAUACCCCUCACCGUGGACUUAACAACACACAAUUCUGGAGAUAAGGUCACUGCAAAUGUGAAGGGUGGCAAACGCUCAGGAAUAUUAGGCAGACUACAAAACCUUGCAGCUUUCAAGACAAGCACAAAAAUCGAUGCCUUGAGAGAAGAAAUAAGAAACAUGGUUGAGCAUGAUGGUUCCGCCAAAGGGAUUGUGUUCAGCCAAUUCACAUCAUUCUUGGAUUUGAUUGAAUUCUCCCUACAGAAGUCUGGUAUCAAGUGUGUGCAACUUAAUGGGAAAAUGAACAUUGCUGAGAAGGGGAAGGCUAUAGAUACCUUCACCAAUGAUCCAGACUGCAGGAUUUUUCUGAUGAGCUUGAAAGCUGGAGGAGUAGCUCUCAACCUCACUGUAGCAUCUCAUGUUUUCUUGAUGGACCCUUGGUGGAAUCCUGCAGUUGAGAAUCAAGCGCAGGAUCGAAUCCACAGAAUUGGGCAGUUCAAGCCAAUCAGAAGCACAAGGUUUGUGAUCAAGGACACCGUUGAAGAGCGCAUCCUGCAAUUGCAAGAGAAGAAGCGGCUGGUGUUUGAAGGCACCGUUGGCGAUUCGCCGGAGGCUAUGUCCAAGCUUACAGAGGCUGAUCUCAAGUUCUUGUUCCAGAAUUGAUCCUCCCCAAUGGGUGGAGCGUAGGAUUCUAGUGGACUGACAUCUAGGAGCCAUGACCAUGACAGCGCGCCAGUUGUAAGGUGCUCGAGUGGUCGCAUGGCUGGCCAAGUGGUGAACCCGGGCAUCCUUGUCGAAUUUUUGUAGGAAAAUUGCUGUCAGGUGACUGUCUGGUCCAAUUGUUCUUGCGUUUCUAUAGGUCUCUUGGGCUGCGAUCCCUGGCAACUUGCUUGGUUGCUUCACUCCAGCCUCGAGGGCAUUGCCAAUUUGCCAUAGCUCCUACCUUUAUAUCAGUGUAAAUAUCUGAUGGGCACAUCUCAGGAUCUGUCUUGGAGCAAAGCCGAGGUUACUCGCACCAAGUCGAGGUAGUUUAGGUACCCAAAGCGUCCAGGCC